This is a messenger RNA of Anoplopoma fimbria (sablefish), 3578 nucleotides long. RefSeq names its product sushi domain containing 1 (gene susd1). Gene Ontology annotation, molecular function: calcium ion binding. The record is from RefSeq and is a predicted model, not a curated record. Bases 197 to 3445 code for a protein of 1082 amino acids. Lineage: Eukaryota; Metazoa; Chordata; Actinopteri; Perciformes; Anoplopomatidae. The transcript has 22 exons.
UUAGAAGACCAUUGAUAAAAGGAGCUAUUUCUCAGAGUGACCUCAGCUCACCCACAAUGAGUCCUCUCAAUCCUGGUUAUCAACUCCACUCAGUUUCAUCGUGGACCACAGGACGGAAGUAAAAGUCAAAAAAAGAAGAUGGGGAAGUUAAGUGUCUGGUAAAGUAAAGAGAGCGUCAGGGAGACUCUCAGAGGAGAUGGACAAGAGAAACGGAGCAAUGAUCGUGGUUUUUCUGCUCUUUGUCAUUGCAGAAGUUCCAGCAGAAGGUCACAUUCUGGAUGUGUGUGCCACCUGCCACAUUAACGCCACAUGUGACGACAAGUUUGACGGCCAUGGCAAAGUUUGUAACUGCAUGUACGGCUUUGUUGGAAAUGGGAGAACCUUCUGUCUAGAUAAAGAUGAGUGUCAGAUUGGUAGCAAUAAGAUCUGUGGGCAGCACACUACCUGCCACAACACAUAUGGCAGCUACUACUGCAAAUGCCUGUCUGGCUACAGCCCUUCUAACAGCAUGGCCAUCUUCAUCCCGAAUGAUGGGACCCACUGCCGGGACGUCGACGAGUGCAGGGCCACAGGCCUGUGUGGAGAGGGAGCUCAAUGCAGGAAUCUUGAGGGCAGUUUUGACUGCAGCUGUCAGCUGGGAUAUAAAGUCCACAACGGAGCGGAGCCCUUCCAACCUGACAGAGACGGAGCUUCCUGCAAACUGGUUGACUGUGGCCAGCCUCCCUCGGUGGAGGACACAGUGCUUCUGACGGUCACAGGCACCACAUACAGGAGUGUGGCCGUGUUUGUCUGUGAUGAAGGCUUUGUGUGGAGGAGUGGAGACAACAGCUCUGUGUGUGGAGCUGAUGGACUGUGGAAAAAACCCAACAUGGUCUGUGAAGUGGUUGACUGUGGCCAGCCUCCCUCGGUGGAGGACACAGUGCUUCUGACGGUCACAGGCACCACAUACAGGAGUGUGGCCGUGUUUGUCUGUGAUGAAGGCUUUGUGUGGAGGAGUGGAGACAACAGCUCUGUGUGUGGAGCUGAUGGACUGUGGAAAGGACCCAACAUGGUCUGUGAAGUGGUUGACUGUGGCCAGCCUCCCUCGGUGGAGGACACAGUGCCUCUGACGGUCACAGGCACCACAUACAGGAGUGUGGCCGUGUUUGUCUGUGAUGAAGGCUUUGUGUGGAGGAAUGGAGACAACAGCUCUGUGUGUGGAGCUGAUGGACUGUGGAAAGGACCCAACAUGGUCUGUGAAGUGGUUGACUGUGGCCAGCCUCCCUCGGUGGAGGACACAGUGCCUCUGACGGUCACAGGCACCACAUACAGGAGUGUGGCCGUGUUUGUCUGUGAUGAAGGCUUUGUGUGGAGGAGUGGAGACAACAGCUCUGUGUGUGGAGCUGAUGGACUGUGGAAAGGACCCAACAUGGUCUGUGAAGAGGUCGACUGUGGCUCUCCCCCUGCCCUCCCUCACUCUCAUAUGCUGUGGAAUAAGAGUUCAAGGAUUGGCACAGAGGUGGUUUAUCAGUGUAACUCUGGAUAUCAUAAUGUUGGAAAGGGAAAUGUGUCCAUCUGUACUUCUGCUGGACAGUGGGAGAGACCGUCUACGCUCUGUCAAGAGGCCAUGUGUGGAAGUCCUCCAAUAAUUGAAUCCACUGAUCAGGUGUGGGACGGUCAUUCAACCCCUGGCAGCACUGUGCUCUAUGUUUGUAAAGAGGGCUUUUAUAACAAAGGAGGACUUAAUUUAUCGAUGUGUAAUGAAAACGGUCAGUGGACCCCCCCAACCCUGUUGUGUCAAGACAUAUUAUGUGGGGAUCCCCCUAUACUGCCUCACACUGGGCAAGUGUGGAAUGGCGGCUUCACCCCUGGAAGCAAAGUGACUUACUACUGUAAAAUAGGAUUUUAUCACAGUGAAGGAAAUAACAUGUCAUUGUGCUCCAUUAAUGGUUACUGGACAAAUCCAAACAUCUCAUGCAAAGAAGUUGACUGUGGUGUGCCACCACCCAUCCCCCAUUCAAUCAUGCUGUGGGAUAAAAUCUCCACUUUGGGCUCUCAGGUUGUUUAUCAGUGUAACCCUGGAUAUCGCAGUGUUGGAAAUGUGUCAGUUUGUGCUGCCAGUGGAGAUUGGGAUGCAGUCUCUCUGCUCUGUCAAGAAAUCAUUUGUCAAGAGCCUGUUUUUAAACCGCAUGCUAAAAUGCUAUGGGAUGGCACAACACACGUUGGCAGUGUGGUGUAUUACCAAUGUGAGGAAGGAUAUUACACCAGGAGCCUGAGAAACUACUCAGUAUGCGGAGAGAAUGGACUGUGGGAGGAUAUUGAUCUAUGGUGUGAAGAAAUAAGCUGUGGCCCCCCACUAACCCUCCCCCAUACUAACCUCCGGUGGGAUCGCACCAGUAGACCGGGCAGUGUGGCGCUCUAUGAGUGCAUGGAUGGAUUUUACCAGAUGAGUGGAAACAAUAUUUCAACGUGUUUACUAUCAGGACAGUGGGGGAAGGUAUCUGUAAAGUGCAACGCUGAAUGUGGCCCGGUUCCCUUCCUUGCCAAAUCAGAGGUGUUCUGGCAUAACAGGAGUGUUGUGAUCCACCGCUGUGUGGAUGGAUACCACAGCUGGAGGGGCAGCAAUGUGUCUGUGUGUGGCAGUAAUGGGGUUUGGCAGAGAGCUACACUGAGAUGCAUAGCAAUAAAGCCACCUGUCAAUCAUCUAUCUGUCCUCAAUGAAAAGUGUCUUCACUGGAGAGCAGAGAAGUAUGAGGAGGAUACAGAAGUAUACAAGGUGACAUACAUAGGAUCCAGAGACUACGAGAGGUCCUUUCAUGAUAGAGGAAAGCGGUCUCUGAACUCUAAGGCAGAACAGCUUGAACUCUGUCUGAACCUGCUUCCAGUCACAAACUACAGCAUCUCCAUCACUGCACUGUCUUCCAGAUUCACUACCACCAUCACCACUAACACCAGUUUAACAGUGCCCCCAUUGCCAGUUGUCUACUACAGAGAAUUUGAGACUCCUGAACCAACUUUGAUGCUACGCAGAUCACCCAACACAUUGGACCCAAUAAGUUUGUACCAGGUGUUUGUGCAUCCUUUAGAUGGGAUCAUGAUGUUCGACUGUUCCUCUCCAACGAGCUCAGACAUCUCAAGCAAAACAAAGUCCUGGACAGAGUACAUCACUGCCCAGAUUGAUGUCAAACAUGUUGGGACAGAGAUGAACUUCACUGUAGGAGAUGGACUCUACUACGGAGGCUUCUUUAACGCACCACUGGAGAACGGCAGGAACUAUUAUAUCAUCUUACGAGCAGUCAGUCAGUGGAAAUUGGCUUUAAAAGGUUCCUGUGUCCUGUGGGCUAAAGUGAAAGGUACAUCCUAUGUUCUGAUGGUUUCAUCUCUGUCUGCUGCUGCAUUAAUAGGACUGGUUGCCAUGGUCACUUUGGGUGCAUACUUCUUCACCUGGUUUUUCAAGAGGACAUGACACUCUUAAGCUCCUUAAUUGACAGUAUGACACAUUUAAUUACAGUCUCGACUUCCCAUCUGUUAAUUUUAUUCUGUACAUUUUGUAAAUAAUUCUAAUAAACUUCUUUUUUCACUCCCUGAAUGGUUGAAUG